This is a messenger RNA of Candoia aspera, 1044 nucleotides long. Its product is annotated as vomeronasal type-2 receptor 26-like. Gene Ontology annotation, molecular function: G protein-coupled receptor activity. Gene Ontology annotation, biological process: G protein-coupled receptor signaling pathway. Gene Ontology annotation, cellular component: plasma membrane. NCBI's taxonomy places the organism in Eukaryota, Metazoa, Chordata, Lepidosauria, Squamata, Candoiidae. The transcript has 3 exons. The record is from RefSeq and is a predicted model, not a curated record. The annotation marks the transcript as partial.
AUGACGGAGAGGAUCUUCCACUGGAGAGAUAUUCCAGAUGGGAAUGCUGAAAGGAUCUGCACUGGAGAAGAGAAGCUGAAGACUCUUCCUAAUUCUGUUUUUGAGACCACCAUGGGUGGACAUAGUUACAGCAUCUACAAUGCAGUCUAUGCUGUGGCACAUGCUCUGAGGGCCAUGCGCUCCUCCAAACCCAAAGAGGACUUAGAUGACUGUGUCCCAUGUCCAGAAGAUCAAUAUCCAAGCAAGGAUCGGGAUAGUUGCCUUCAAAAAAACAUAACUUACUUGACUUAUCAAGAUCCUUUGGGGAUUUCUUUGGUAGUGAUUGCACUCUCCUUUGCUUUCAUCUCAGCUGUGGUGCUGGGGAUCUUCCUGAAACACCAGGACACCCCCAUUGUCAAAGCCAACAACAGGAAUCUCACUUUUACCCUUCUCACUGCUCUCCUGCUCUCCUUCCUUUGCACUUUGCUUUUCAUUGGCCAACCUGACCAAGUGAAAUGUCUCAUGCAACAAACUGCUUUUGGGAUCAUCUUCUCUGUAGCUCUUUCUUGUAUACUGGGGAAAACAACCGUUGUUGUGCUUGCUUUCAUGGCCACCAAGCCAGGAUCCAAGAUGAGGAAAUGGGUGGGCAAAAGGCUGGCCAACACUAUUGUGCUUUCUUGCUCCCUGGCACAAUUCACCAUUUGUGCAGUGUGGCUGGCAAUUUCUCCCCCAUUCCCAGUUUCUGACAUGCAUUCAGUGGCUGAAGAAAUUGUCCUGGAAUGUAAUGCAGGCUCAACCACAAUGCUGUAUGCUGUCCUUGGCUUUAUGGGGUUCUUGUCUGCUGUCAGCUUCACCGUGGCCUUCCUAGCUAGGAAUUUACCUGACAGCUUCAACGAAGCCAAGUUUAUCACCUUCAGCAUGUUGGUCUUUUGCACUGUUUGGGUGUCAUUUGUUCCCACCUAUCUUAGUACAAAGGGGAAAUACGUGGUGGCGGUGGAGAUCUUCUCCAUUUUGGCUUCUGCGGCUGGAUUACUGGGCUGCAUCUUUUCCCCCAAAUGCUAUAUC